Tetrahymena thermophila SB210 is the source of this 1386-nucleotide messenger RNA. RefSeq names its product kinase domain protein. Gene Ontology annotation, cellular component: cytosol; perinuclear region of cytoplasm; nucleus. Gene Ontology annotation, biological process: activation of GTPase activity; nucleocytoplasmic transport. The record is from RefSeq and is a predicted model, not a curated record. Gene Ontology annotation, molecular function: small GTPase binding; GTPase activator activity. NCBI's taxonomy places the organism in Eukaryota, Ciliophora, Oligohymenophorea, Hymenostomatida, Tetrahymenidae. The transcript is spliced from 15 exons.
UUAUUUUCAAUAAAAAAUUUUGAUUAAAUUUACCAAAUUUCAUAGAAAUUAUAUUCAGAAAUUUAGAUUUUUUAAUAGAGUGUAGAAUUAUAAAAAUUAGCUGAAUUAAAAGUUUAAUAAUUAGAAAGUUAGAAAACUAAAAUGCUUAAAUUAUAAAAGAUAUUUAAGUAAAUAGAGUUUUAUAAUUGUGAUCCUCGGUUUAUUGAAGAAAUAGUUAUUAUUGAAAAAAAUAAUAAAGUGUAAUUUUUGAAAGACUUAUCAAUGAAAGCAUCAUUGCUUAUUAAUCUAAAACAUUUGAGAUUAAAUCUUUAAAAUUAAAAUUUAGGAACAGAAUCUAUUCUUUAUUUAUCUAAAUGCUUAAGUCCUUAAAAUAAUUUAUCAUGCUUAAAUCUUGACUUUUAGCUAAACAAUCUAGAUUAAAAUUGUGCAAAAUAGCUUGGUUAAGGUAUUCAAAAUUGCAAAAAUCUAAACAUCUUACAUCUUGUGCUUGAUGGUAAUAAGAUAGGACCUGAGGGUAUAGAUUACUUAGGUUAUUAAAUUUCAGACAGUAUAAACCUUAUUCAUGUUACUUUACUGCUAUAUGGGAAUAAUAUAAGUGAUAAUGGGAUUAUCAGCUUAGGUUUUCAUUUAUCAAAAUUAAAAAAUUUACAGACUUUAUAAUUAGACUUAGGAGGAAAUAUGAUAAGAUCUUAAGGAGCUGAAGUCUUUGGAUAGUAUAUUGGCUAGUUGAUAGAAUUAAAUACCCUAUUUAUAGAUUUUUAAGAAAAUUUUUUAGGGUCUGAUGGAGGUUAAAAAAUGCUACAAAGCUUGAAAACUUUAAUUAAUUUAAGAUAAUUUUAAUUAAUAUUGAACUAUAACUAAAUAGAAGAUAAAGGUUGCUCGUAAAUUGGAUAUGAAUUAUCUCAAAUACACAGUUUAUAAUAGUUAACUUUACAUUUAAAUGAUGCCUUCAUUAACUAGAGUGGAAUCUCUUUACUUGGGAAGCAUUUAUAAAAUUGCAAAAAUCUAAAGCUGCUUUCUAUUUAAAUACUGUUCAAUUAAGUUCUUGACGUAGGAAUAUAAAAUUUUUCUCAAUGCUUACAUGCAUUUAGUCUUUUGAACACUUUCAAAAUCUCUCUAAAUCAACAAAAUCAAAUUACAGGAAAAGGCAUUAACGCAUUAAGUUCUGAAUUAAAAAAAUGUCAAAACCUAAGAAUUUUAAUGAUUUCCUUAAUUGAUACUAGUUAUGGAGAAGAAGCUGUUAAAAUAUUUGCGAGUAAUAUUAUGAAAUGCUAAAAAUUAAUUAUUUUUAACAUAUCAAUUAAAGGAAAAGAUCAUGAAUUCAUAAAGUUUUUUGGAAAGUUAAAAAAAUAAUGCAAAAAUUUAGUCAAAUACAUUAUUUUAUGA